GCUACCGAGUACAAGGGCACCCCUAGUGGUAAAUUUCUUCUACUGUCCACAUAGGUCCUGGCUCUCGUUUUGCGGUUUCAAAGGAGGCACUUAGAAACCUAGAAGCCGGUGUGGUCUACCUGGACAUCGUCUGAGCUCUUCAACCUGCAACUCUGAUCAUAGGAGGCUCUUUUUCCUCCUCCUCCUUUCUUCUUGAGGCCACUGCCCGUCUUCUUCCAUCCUCCACGAAGCGGUAAUGUGCUGAUCUCUCCCCUCGCUACGAUGAUUUCCGUCGUGUCCACUGUGGAGAGCCUUCCCAGGGGCACGGGGACCCCGGCACCGACCGUAUAUCAGCGGAUCAGGAAGGUCUUGAGCAGAGAUCUAUUUGUGACAUUGGCCUUGGGUCAGGUCCUGUCCUUGUUAAUUUGUGCCAUUAGCCUGACUAGCAAGUACCUGGCUGAUGACUUCCAUGCCAACACACCAGUGUUCCAGGGCUUUCUCAACUACAUCUUGUUGUUUCUGGUCUAUACCACCACGCUGGCAGUUAGGCAAGGUGAAGGUAACUUGCUGGCCAUUUUGAAACAGCGCUGGUGGAAGUACAUGAUUUUAGGUUUGAUUGACAUCGAGGCCAACUACCUGAUACUCAAAGCUUACCAAUACACCACGCUAUCCAGUGUACAGCUGAUAGACUGCUUUGUCCUCCCAGUGGUCCUACUGCUGUCGUGGUUCUUUCUAUUGGUGAGAUACAAGGCCGUCCACAUUGUAGGCACAUUACUGUGUCUUCUGGGUUUUGGGUGCAUGGUUGGGGCUGACAUCCUACUUGGCCGGCAGAAGGGCUUCGGGGAACAAAAGUUGUUUGGUGAUAUGUUAGUUUUGGGUGGAGCAACUUUGUAUGGGAUCUCCAACGUCUGUGAGGAGUACAUAGUGAAGAACCUGAGCCGUGUGGAGUUCCUGGGCAUGAUGGGUCUCUUUGGGUCAUUUUUCAGUGGCAUCCAACUGGCCAUUAUGGAACACAAGGAGCUGCUGAAGGUUCCCUGGGACUGGCAGAUUGGUCUUCUCUAUGUGGGCUUCAGUACCUUCAUGUUCAUCCUGUACAGCUUCAUGCCAGUGGUAAUGAAGAGGACGAGUGCUGCCUCGAUAAAUCUCUCUCUGCUCACAGCUGACCUGUACAGUCUCUUGUGUGGCCUCUUCCUCUUUCAUUACGAGUUUUCUUGUCUCUAUUUGAUGUCAUUCUUCUUGAUUAUUUUGGGACUGGUGGUUUAUUCGUCUGCAUCCACCUAUGUGGUUCAAGACCCUCGAGUCUACAAGCAGUUUAGGAACACAGGCAACAAUCGUCCUACAGACCCCCUCCAGUCCAGUCAUCGAGUUUUAGAGCCAACUGUAGCGUACACCAGCUUGAGCCCUGAGUCAGGGGAGGAACCUACUUUACGUGUAAUUUAGGAGAGUAAAAAUACUCUCCUAAAAUAUUGUUGACUGUUGGAGAGUACUGGUGGAUAUGUGGGAUGCAAACGUACAUAUGUUUUGGCCCACAGUUGUGAGCGGGUAAAACUGGAUGAUCAAUUCCUGCAUGAACCCGGUGUUCUUCUAUGGGCCAUACUAAAGGAGAGGAAGCUUCAAAUCCCUUUGACAAAUCAUCGUACACAACUGAACGUGUACCUGAAAGAGACUGAAUGUUAUUAACUAAAGACUUAGCCUCUACAGUGGUGAAUGUAAAUUAUUAUGUACAUAGUUGUAACAGUAUUGUUAUCUUUCUUUUUAGUUCUUUGAAAAUCAUACUCUUCAUGCUUGAUGAGCGUGGCUGAACAGUGUUUCUGUUUCUGUAUGUGUUUGAUUUAAUUAUUUUGUACAUUUUACAGAAAAGCCAUCUGCUCAAACAGAACUACAUGGUCAUUAUCCAUUGCUUGAGGUCUUAAGUAUUUACAGACGGAAAUGGAAAUAAAACUUUGUACCGUACAGUAAA
Messenger RNA from Syngnathus acus (greater pipefish), 1939 nucleotides. RefSeq names its product solute carrier family 35 member F1 (gene slc35f1). Lineage: Eukaryota; Metazoa; Chordata; Actinopteri; Syngnathiformes; Syngnathidae. Gene Ontology annotation, biological process: transmembrane transport. The coding region runs from base 262 to 1419 and encodes 385 amino acids. Gene Ontology annotation, cellular component: membrane. The transcript has 8 exons. Gene Ontology annotation, molecular function: transmembrane transporter activity. The record is from RefSeq and is a predicted model, not a curated record.